ACUCUCAACUACCAACACGGCUCCCCCACAUCUCUCGCCGUCAUGUCAGAGAAGAUGUACUACUGGGGUCAGGAGAAAGACGUCGACCCCGAACAGACUUUUAUUGAGUUCUCCGCCAAACAGGGCCCUUCAGACGGAGUCACCCCCCAAGUGAUACCUCCUCAGCCAGAAGAAGAGGAAAGGGGAGGAUGGGGCAACAAACUGGACUUUCUGUUCUCCUGCAUCAGUGUGAGCGUAGGACUAGGCAACGUGUGGAGGUUCCCCUACCUCUGCUACAAAAACGGAGGAGGAGCCUUCUUGGUGACCUACGGCAUAGCCAUGGUGUUCUGUGGAAUUCCCAUUUUCUUCCAAGAAGUGGCUGUGGGGCAAUACCUAGGAGCUGGUGGCAUGACCUUGGUGGGACAACUUUGUCCUUUACUGCAGGGAGUUGGGUACGCCACAAUGACAAUAGUAUUCUUCCUAGACAUCUAUUACUGCAUUAUAAUCUCUUGGACUUUGUUCUACCUGAUCGCUUCGUUCACAUCUCUACCUGGACUUCCUUGGGAGCAUUGCGAUAAUUGGUGGAAUACGGAGACUUGCUUUGCGCCUGGUAUGAACGCAACGUUGAUCCACAACCGUACCAACCACACAACUACGCCCGUGGAAGAGUAUUGGGACAAGCGGGUGCUACAAAUCUCCCCCGGGAUAGACCAGCUGGGAGGAAUGCAGUGGGAGUUACUAGGGAGUCUGCUGCUAGGCUGGGUCUUGAUCUACCUCAUCAUCUGCCGAGGCCUGCAUCAGAGUGGAAAGAUCAUCUGGUUCACGGCCCUCUUCCCAUACGUAGUUCUCCUAGUGCUCCUAGUGAGAGGGGUGACUUUGCCUGGUGCCGGGGAUGGACUACUUUACUACAUAACACCUCGCUGGGAGGAACUACUCGGUCCUGGGCCUUGGAUUGACGGAGCCACUCAGAUAUUCUUCGCCUACAGCAUCGGCACUGGCGCUCUCCCCGCCCUCGGCUCUUACAACAAGUUCCAUCAUAAUUGCUACAAGGAUGCCAUUAUAACCUGCAUUGUUAACACGUUGACCUGUUUAUUGGCCGGAUGUGUCACUUUCUCCAUUCUGGGCAACAUUGCUCUGGAACAAGGCACUCACGUAUCUGAGGUGGUAAAAAGUGGUCCUGGUCUGGUGUUCCUCACAUACCCAGAAGUGGUGCUUAAGUUGCCUGGAGCGCCAGCAUGGGCUGCCAUAUUCUUCUCAAUGCUGGUGAUCUUGGGUAUAGACAGCGAGUUCUGUAUCGUAGAGUCUUUCAUCACGGGCAUGGUUGACAACUGGCCAGAAACUCUCCGGCCACAUCGGGCCAAGUUCACUAUGGCCGUAUGUGUGCUGCUGUGUCUGCUGGGCAUACCUAUGGUCACUCAGGGCGGAGCAUACAUAUUCCAGCUGAUGGAUUACUACUCCGCUUCCGGGAUGUGUCUCCUGUGGGUUUGUUUCUUCCAGACCAUCGCAAUUUCCUGGAUAUUUGGAGCUGGCAAGUUCAUAGACUGUGUUCACCAAAUGAUGGGUGUGAGGCCCAACAGGUUCUGGUACUUCUGCUGGGUCUUCUUCGCUCCAGCCACGAUGGUGUCUAUCUUCAUAUUCUACAUAGUGAUGUACGUACCUGCCAAGUACGGUCCAUACGUUUACCCGGACUGGGCAGAAUUGAUUGGCAUUGGCCUCAGUCUGUCAUCCAUGCUGUGGAUUCCAGGAUACGCCAUCUACUAUCUUAUCACAACUCCGGGAACUUUCAAGGAGAACUUAGUUCUCGGUCUCACUCCCAACUUCAAGUCUCGAGCCAGGGUUUCAGCGAGCGCCAAGUCCUCAGCGCUUCAGAUGUCUGAAUCAAGCGCUGGUUUGCUCUCCAAGAACAGCUCCUUCUUGAACCCAUAGCAGGCAAAGACAGGAGCGAGCGGGUCACAGCCGAAGAACAGGAAAAAAGCUCCGGCAGCGCCCCUCGCCUCCUCAGAGAGCAGUGCUCGUCUUUUAUCCAAGAACAGCUCUUUCGUCAACCAGUAAGAACCAUCAGGAACGCAGCUCAAGGUUUAUGAUUACAAACAUUCCGUUAAGUCUAUAUAGUUUUGAGUCAAACUCAAAAUGGCUGAUUAUCGCUGAAAAAAUUAGUAUUGAUUACGCUUUUAUUCCGUUAGUGAUAUAGUUUUACCGUUUCCACCUAGUGGAGCCUGAAUUGUGAAUUCAGCUUGGUUUAGAGUUUUCAUAGUUUGUAUUACAAAUAUUUUUAAAGGUUAUAGUGAUGGGUGACUCUCAAAGAGACUACUGAUAGUUAUAGGUUUUAUAGAUCUGUGCCUACCACUCGAGGUAUUUUAGGACAUGUUAGGUAAAGUGUUAUAUUUUAUAGAUGAAUAUUUCCUUCAGAAGGAUAUGUAUCGUGUUGUCAGUGCCAAACGGUAAAGAGUUGAAGAGAUAUGUUGAUUGUUAACAAAUUCCAAUUUUUAUUUUUAACUUUUGUCUUUGCAGUUAUUUUACAAACUGGUUCACUAACUUGUCUUGAGUUUUUCAGCUAAGAUUUUAAUAUUU
Messenger RNA from Macrosteles quadrilineatus (aster leafhopper), 2550 nucleotides. RefSeq names its product sodium- and chloride-dependent GABA transporter 1-like. Lineage: Eukaryota; Metazoa; Arthropoda; Insecta; Hemiptera; Cicadellidae. The transcript has 13 exons. Gene Ontology annotation, cellular component: membrane. The record is from RefSeq and is a predicted model, not a curated record. Gene Ontology annotation, biological process: sodium ion transmembrane transport. The coding region runs from base 43 to 1905 and encodes 620 amino acids.